GCUCAUGACGCGUCUCUUUUCCAAAGCCAACAUCGUUAAGUAAUAGAGUUCUCAACAUCUAUACUGCAAUAGUUCUAUGUAAUUGUGCUCAGCAACUCCACAGCUGAACUAUCCAUAUCUUUAAUUACCUCAGUCUACUAUCACAAUAGACAUCAGGUAUGUGGAGGGAGCGACUCUCUCUCUCUCCCUCUCUCCCUGGUCACGUCUAUUUUACUCUUCUUCCAUCCGUGCACUAGUAGUUGCUCAGCACUGAAAUAAAUUCCUCGUGGUCAGUUGCUUCUUGGCUUUUCUCGCACUCACGCGGCCCUUGGUUCAUUUUCAUUUUUAUUCACUCACGAGAAAGUUUCAAUUCACAGUUAAUUUCACAUCAAAGAAUCAUCCGCGUUGAAGACACUUGAUACACUUUCGAUACUAUCUUAUUUACGAAAUUGUCUCCGAGUGUGAAAUUAUAUACUACUCUAGUGUUUGUAUAUUCUUGUCGUCAUCGUCAGUUUUUUUAUCGUUGGAUUUCGAAAACUUUAUUCAAUUACCUUAUACUUUUUACGAGUGUAAAAAAGUGGAAAUUUUAUUAGAAUCAGAACCCAUCAACUUCAAAGCAGAUGAUCCAUGUAAUAUAAGUGUGGACUUGACAAAAUGCCAUGAGUCUGUUUUGACACAUACCUCUUAUUACUUGAGAAUUCGACAAACUCACUGGUAUUAAAGAUUGGACUUUGGUUCUUCUCUUGGAGCGUUGUUCAAAUUAAUUGUUUUUUUUCCAAAAUAUUACCGUUAGUUUUUAACAACGAAAAUAAAAUCCUUGGAAGUUUUUUCCUAUACCCAUCGCGAAUCGAGUGUUGUGGACAAAUAAAACCUGGACAGCAGAUAGAAUCAGUGAAUACACAGAAGAGAGUGAAGUAAAAAAUUAGUCUUGGAGAUGGCAGAGCACGACAAUGGCUACGGCAGGCCGACCCUGCCCAGCCUCGACGUCUUCGUCAAGACAAUCGUCGAGGUCAAGCGCGUCCUACCAUCCCUCCAAAACAUCAAAGUGCUUGGCGAGACGGGAUCCGGAACAAAGUCAAAAGGUCAAACCCAAGACUUUCACCAGCUCAGACAGCAAUGCCUGGACGAAGGCUAUCUCUUCGAGGACCCCGAGUUCCCAGCCGUGGACUCGUCCCUAUUUUUUUCUCGCAGACCGGACAGAUACAUCGAAUGGAAACGUCCUAUGGAAAUAGCCGACGACCCCCAGCUCUUCGUCGAGGGCUUCUCCAGGUUCGACAUACAGCAGGGCGAGCUCGGCGAUUGCUGGCUGCUCGCCGCCCUGGCCAAUUUGACCCUCCACUCAAAUUUGUUCUUUCAAAUCGUACCUGAAGACCAGAGUUUUGAGGAAAAUUACGCCGGCAUAUUCCACUUUAGAUUUUGGCAGUACGGCAAGUGGGUGGACGUCGUCGUCGACGAUCGCCUGCCAACGUAUCACGGCAAGCUGCUGUACCUGAGCUCGGCCGCGGAGAACGAGUUUUGGAGUGCAUUGCUCGAAAAAGCCUACGCCAAGCUGCACGGCUCCUACGAGUCCCUCAAGGGUGGCACGACCUGCGAGGCCAUGGAAGACUUUACCGGAGGUGUCACGGAAAAUUACGACAUGGAGGAGGCCCCGCCAAAUCUUUACAGCAUUUUGCUCAAGGCGUACGAGAGAAACUCCCUCAUGGGUUGCUCGAUCGAGCCCGACCCAAACGUGUUGGAAGCCGAGACGCCACAGGGCUUGAUUAGGGGACACGCCUACAGUAUCACCAGAGUGAAAAAGGUGAACAUUCAGACGCCGAACAACAUUGGGCAAAUUCCUCUGAUAAGAAUGAGGAACCCGUGGGGAAACGAAGCUGAAUGGAAUGGCCCUUGGAGCGAUGGAUCACCCGAAUGGAGAUUCAUUCCCGACGACGAGAAAGAGGAAUUGGGCCUGACGUUCGACGUUGACGGUGAAUUCUGGAUGUCCUUCCAGGAUUUUAAAAAGUACUUCACCAGAUUGGAAAUUUGCAACUUGAAUCCGGAUUCCUUGACGGAGGACGAUUUGAACGCCGGAAAAAAAAAGUGGGAGACUAGUGUGUUUGAGGGCGAAUGGGUGAGAGGAGUCACUGCGGGUGGUUGCAGAAAUUUCUUGGAAACUUUUUGGUGCAACCCGCAGUAUCGUAUUACGUUGGAACAUCCAGACGAGGACGAUGACAAGUGUACCGUCAUCAUCGCGUUGAUGCAAAAAAACAGAAGAGCACAGCGGAGUUUGGGUAACGACUGUCUCACCAUCGGUUUCGCUGUCUAUCAUCUGGAAAAUCCAGAUAGGCUGCCGAAACCAUUGGACAUUAACUUUUUCAAGUACAACGCGUCCAUAGCUAGAUCACCGUCGUUCAUUAACUUGCGAGAAGUGAGUUGUCGCUUCAAAUUACCACCUGGAGUUUACUGCAUAGUUCCCAGUACGUUUGAUAAAAAUGAAGAAGGGGAAUUCUUACUCCGAAUAUUCUCUGAAAACAAAAAUAAUAUGGAAGAAAACGACGAUGAAGUUGGAAUUGGUGAGGUUGACGAUAGGGUAAUUCACCCAACUGAAAAUAAUAUCAGUGAUGAGGACAAUAAGGUACAACCGGCUCCGGUUAGCGGAUACGACGAGAAAGUGCACGAGUUCUUCAAAAAACUCGCCGGUGAUGAUAUGGAAGUCGACUGGAAAGAGUUGAAGGAGAUUUUGGAUUAUGCACUGCGUCAAGAACUUCCACGACCGAAGAACGAGGUUCAUAAUACCGAAACCCCUCAAGAAGACGGUUCCUUCGUCGAUACGUUAAUAUCCCUGCUCUGUGGUAUUAUUUGUAAUGAUAAAACCGAACAGGACGAUAGUAAGACUGAAAUAGAAACGCACGACCAAGGCUUCAGUAAAGAUAUCUGCCGGAGUAUGAUCGCUAUGCUCGAUACCGACCAUAGCGGAAAACUGAAUUUCGAGGAGUUUAGGACAUUGUGGAACGACAUUAGAAACUGGAGGACCGUCUUUCGUCUGUACGACCGUGAAGGUAAAGGCUACUUGGACGCAUUCCAGCUCCGACAGGCCCUGAACAGCGCCGGUUACCGAUUGAACAAUAGAGUACUCAAUAUUUUGGUACACCGAUACGGUACUAAAAAGGGAUUAAUAUCGUUCGACGAUUACAUUAUGUGUGCCGUCAAGUUGAAAACUAUGAUCGGUAAAGAAAUCACGGAAUACGAUUUAAUAAAUUUGUUAGAUUAUCCCGAAAAUCCUUACUCCCAGUAGAACAACAUUGUUGUGCAUGAAACUCACUUGGUUAUGGUUGUUGAAUCUCUAAACGAUUUUACAGUCUUUUUGUUAGGAUUUAUUUGUAUUUUUUUUUUUUUUUU
Copidosoma floridanum is the source of this 3357-nucleotide messenger RNA. Its product is annotated as calpain-A. The record is from RefSeq and is a predicted model, not a curated record. NCBI's taxonomy places the organism in Eukaryota, Metazoa, Arthropoda, Insecta, Hymenoptera, Encyrtidae. Gene Ontology annotation, cellular component: cytoplasm. Gene Ontology annotation, molecular function: calcium ion binding; calcium-dependent cysteine-type endopeptidase activity. Gene Ontology annotation, biological process: proteolysis.